Mangifera indica (mango) is the source of this 2552-nucleotide messenger RNA. Its product is annotated as pentatricopeptide repeat-containing protein At5g15340, mitochondrial. NCBI's taxonomy places the organism in Eukaryota, Viridiplantae, Streptophyta, Magnoliopsida, Sapindales, Anacardiaceae. Gene Ontology annotation, biological process: RNA modification. Gene Ontology annotation, molecular function: protein binding; zinc ion binding; RNA binding. The transcript has a single exon. Bases 592 to 2469 code for a protein of 625 amino acids. The record is from RefSeq and is a predicted model, not a curated record.
UUACAUAUUGCCCUAUGACAAUUUUGCCAUUUUACAAUUCUUGGAACCCCACUUGUCACAAUUUCUUAUUAUUGUUACCAUCACAACUAGACGAAUGUUCAGGACUACACGAAAUGACAUCGCUUGAGGAGGUAGAGAAGAUUAUUGUGGAGCAAGAAGCUGACUAAAUUGCGGUGGAAGGUCUUCAUUUGAGAAGCUGAAGAAGUUGAAAAUUAUUGUGGUAGAAACUGUGGCUAAAUCCUACGACACAGAGGUGGCGGCGAGAUGUUACAUAGAUGUAACUAAUUGUGCGACAGAGGGUUGUGGCGAUGACGAGGGCUUGACAAGAGCGUUUAUAGAGAUAAGGGUGAAAAUGAAAGUGAAAGGUGGUGGUGAGAUGCUGCAUGGAUGCGUAAUUAUGCCAAACUUUGGGUGGGAUAAGGUAUUUUCACUCUAAACAGUAACGUCGAAAGAGAUGGUGAUGGGAAGAAAUUUUCAGCUUGUUUUAUGAUUGUUACGGUGCAGCAAAUCAAAUGCGUUUGGAGGAAUGAACUGGAUGUGAUUGGAGUUUUCACGUCUAAAGAUAAUCUUUGAAUUUACAUCUUCCCUCUUAUGAAAUGGCCGAUUUACCAUGCCCUUCCUUCAUUCUCUGCCCACUCCUACCGCUCUCUUCUCCGGUCAUGUGCUCGUCAGCCCUCCCUAGCCACCGGAAAAAUUUUGCACUCUAUUAUCCUCACCACUGGUCUAUCCUCCAUUCCAAACGCCUUCCUCCUCAAUACUCUUCUUCAUUUAUACGCAGCAUGUGGUGCAACAUCACAGGCACGUAAACUGUUCGAUCAAAUUCCCUCGUCACACAAAGACACUGCAGACUGGACUGCCCUUAUCGGUUGUCUUGCACGCCAUGGUACGCCCCAAGAUGCCAUGGGUUUAUUUUCUAAAAUGCACAAGGAAAAUGUGGGAAUCGAUGAGGUCACCAUGACUUGCUUGUUGAGUUUGUGUGCUCGGUUGAGGGAUUUGCAACUGGGUAUUCAGGGACAUGCUUGUGUCGUGAAGAUGGGAUUAGGGUUCAACGUCAGGACCUGUAAUGCAGUCAUUGAUAUGUAUGGAAAAUGUGGGUUGAUGAAUGAGGCAAGACGGGUUUUUAGCGAGAUGGAGGUGAGGAGUGUGGUGUCAUGGACAGUGGUUUUGGAUGGUGUUGUGAAAUGGGAAGGUGUGGAGAAAGGGAGGUUGGUGUUUGAUGAAAUGAAGGAGAGGAAUGAAGUUGUGUGGACAAUUAUGGUAGUGGGUUAUGUGGGGAGUGGAUAUCACCAUGAAGGUUUUUUGCUUUUAGGUGAAAUGGUUCUAAAUUUAGGACAUGGGUUGAAUUAUGUUACACUUUGUUCUAUCUUAUCGGCCUGUGCUCAAUCUGGAGAUGUGGUGAUGGGAAGGUGGGUUCAUGUUUAUGCCUUGAAGGCAAUGGGGAAGGAGAUUGAUAUCAAAGUUGGCACAGCUUUGGUGGACAUGUAUGCAAAAUGUGGAAGGAUAGAUACUGCAUGCAAAGUUUUCGAGUGCAUGCCAUUGAAGAAUGUGGUGGCAUGGAACGCGAUGCUUAAUGGUUUAGCAAUGCAUGGACAGGGUAAAGUUGUGCUGGAGAUGUUCUCGAAGAUGAUUGAAGAAUUUAAACCAGAUGACUUGACAUUUAUGGCUGUAUUGAGCGCCUGCAGCCACUCAGGGCUUGUUGGUCAAGGCCGGCAACAUUUUCACAGCAUUGAAUCUGUGCAUGGUUUAACACCCAAAGUUGAACACUAUGCUUGUAUGGUGGAUCUUCUAGGCCGAGUCGGCCGCCUAGAAGAGGCUGAAAAUAUGAUUAAAACAAUGCCAAUGCCACCAAAUGAAGUUGUUCUAGGUUCUCUUUUGGGUUCCUGCGGUGUACAUGGAAAGCUGCAGCUUGGUGAAUGUGUUCUGCAGGAGCUAAUUCAGAUGGAUCCCCACAACACAGAGUAUCAUAUCCUUCUCUCAAACAUGUAUGCUUUAGCUGGAAAGCACGACAAGGCUAAUUCAGUGCGGCAGGUUCUCAAGAACAAGGGCAUAAAGAAGGUACCCGGAAUGAGUUCUGUUCAUGUUGCCGGUAAAGCACAUCAAUUCUCUGCAGGAGAUAAAUCACACCCACAAACACGAGAGAUCUACAGUAAGUUGGAUGAGAUGAUCCGGAGUUUGAGAUUGGCAGGUUAUACUCCAAACACAGCUUCACAAGUCUUUUCCAGUGAAGAGAUGGAGGAGAAGGAGCAGGCCUUGUUUGUGCAUAGUGAGAAACUUGCAGUGUGUUUUGGCCUAUUAAGCACAAAACCUGGUACUCCUCUUUACAUCUUCAAGAAUUUAAGGAUAUGCCAAGACUGUCACUCUGCCAUUAAAGUUGUUUCAAAGAUUUACAACAGGGAAAUUGUUGUUAGAGAUCGUAAUCGUUUUCACUGUUUCAAGCAAGGUUCUUGUUCUUGUUGUGAUUUUUGGUAAAUAUAACUUCUGGUUUUGUAUGCCUUCUUUCCUUAUUGAUCAUGUUCUGGUAAAUGGGUAAAAGAAUGUUGAUUUGGUUUUCA